This is a messenger RNA of Bursaphelenchus okinawaensis, 541 nucleotides long. Lineage: Eukaryota; Metazoa; Nematoda; Chromadorea; Rhabditida; Aphelenchoididae. The record is from the annotation of a GenBank genome assembly.
AUGGCUAAAAAAAUUACGAUUGCUGAACUACGUAAGUGCAAAAACAUUUAACUUUUAUUUUUCUUUGUUUUUCUAUAAAGAGUAACGAUAAGAAUUGUAGUAAAGAUAAUAUAAAAAACCUUAUAGUAACAUGAAACACAUGUAAAAUGAGAUUUAAAAUUAAAAGUUGUGCAUUUUUUUCAGGUGCAAUUUUUGACCAGUACGAUGCUGACAAUGAUGGUGUACUCGGUCCCAAGGAAGCUUUGAAUGCGUACAAGGCGUUGGGCGAGAAAGCGAAGAAAAUUGAAAACUUUGACAAAGCUUUUGAAACGAUAGCCAAAAACAAGCGAAUGACAUUGCAACGUUAGUGAAAUUUUACUAUAUUUUACGUAUCUGUGAAAACCAAAUUUCUUAUUUAAAGAUACCUAACCACCUAUGAAACUAGAAGUCUUAUUUUUAAUAUUGCUAUAAUAUUUUAUCUUUAAAAUGAUAGUUUCUUCAAUAUUUUUAGUUUUAAAAGUUUAAAAUAAUAUUUUCAGAAUUUAACCAGCUGGUACAAUGA